Messenger RNA from Aspergillus nidulans FGSC A4, 408 nucleotides. RefSeq lists its product as uncharacterized. The record is from RefSeq and is a predicted model, not a curated record. The coding region runs from base 1 to 408 and encodes 135 amino acids. The transcript has 4 exons. NCBI's taxonomy places the organism in Eukaryota, Fungi, Ascomycota, Eurotiomycetes, Eurotiales, Aspergillaceae.
AUGUACAUGUCAGUUACCCAGCAAAACUCCCCGAUUGUCUUAGAUGCUCUGGGCUUUGAGAAGAGUGCAGCUCUUCUCCAGCAUCGCGAAUCACUCACAUCUAGCUUCUAUGCAAGAAUUGCAAGAUUUCUUUCAGUUGAGGUGUCCUUUGCUCAUGAGACUUCUGCUGUCCAACCCUUUAAGAGACUGGGUACUAUUCAAUAUCUGGUAGGCACUUCCUGCAACGACAUCCUAAUCUUUCCAUUAAGCCCGGAUCUCCCCGGAUCACCAUUCGCCAAAGUCCACCCUCGGAGCAGCGAUCGCCGACAAAAGCCCGGCCGUAUCCCUAUCGGACACUCUGGAGUGCUCGGAAGGUACUGGGCACUGUGCUCAGGGAUCGGGAAGCUGUACUAUCCGAGCAUUGGUUAA